GGCGCGGGCGGUGACGCGCGUCCUGUGCCUAGCUAGCGAGCUCCUGUGACCCGAUCAUAACUUUAGUGUAUAUUUAGUGUUCACGUGAACGAAUAUUUACAUAUAUGAAAAUGUCAGAUCCAGCCCCGUUGUCGAAGACGGCGAAAUACAAGAAAAUUACAAAACCACUUUUGGAACGAAAACGGCGUGCGCGCAUCAAUCGCUGUUUGGACGAACUUAAAGAUCUUAUGGUCGGAGCUUUAGAGAUCGAUGACGACAACCUGAGCAAGUUGGAGAAGGCAGAUAUCCUUGAGUUAACCGUUAACCAUCUCACAAAGUUGCACAGCCCUAGAGACCCGGUUUUGGAAGCCAAGAAGUUUCAAGCGGGUUUCGGACAAUGUGCCGCUGAAGCGUGCCGGUUUAUCAUGUCCGUGCCAGAUUUAGACGCCAACGUCAGUCAAAACUUAAUCAGUCAUCUGUCUAGACUUAUCACUGCUCAACCUCUCACUAUACAAGUACCAGACAGGCCUAACUUCUCACCACCAAACUCGCCGUCAUCCGUCAUCUCCGACAGACAACAUUACUACAGUGACCACGACAGAUCGUCAUCAGACGCGGAAGACUCAGUUUAUUCUGGCGAUGGCUCGAAACAGUGGGGGUACAAUAGACCCGCUGCGAGGGUUCCCCAUAAAGUACCUCCUACCGGGCUACUCACAACGGUAGACAAUCUCAACCAACACAACGCGCCUGAACAAAUGAACAGCCAAAGAAAUGGGGCGUAUUACAAAAGAGUUCCGGCUGAGGCGAAAGAUGUAAUCCUACAAAAAAUUCGUCAACACAUAAUGGAUAAGCGUAGCAACGACAACGUUGACGUGAAUAUGAGCGCGGAGCCAGCGGCCGAACCAAAAUAUUUACACAGAGAGGAGCCGUACAGAGCUGAGUACUCGUACCAAUACUCGCCACCGAACACGAGCAGCGACACUCUAGACCUCCGGAAGGUUAGAUCACCAGCGAAGGCGACGGAGACGGCGCACUCGCCGAAAAAACCCGUCGCAUGCUCGGUCGCUAAUCAAUUAGACGCGUCUCUCCAGAGCAAAGUUGAGGUGACACCCAGUCUUCCGGAACACUGCGAAUUGCCGAUGGAUUACAGCAACCUACCGCCUAAAAAGAAAAGGAAAUUGAUUGAGUACCAAGAGUACAAAAAGCAGGAGGCCGCCCGUCGUCAACUCGAGGCUUUUUACGAUGAAAAAAAAGAACGGCAUGGUGAGGGACCACCGGCGGACGAGGACAGCAAAUGGCGCCCGUGGUGAUGUGUCCUCCAGCGUCCAGUCACUCGCCUAUUGUGAUAUUAAUAGUCUCUUCUUCCAUAAAAAGCUUUAAUUUGUUUUAACUUAUGUAUGUUUAGGUAGUCGUUAGUCCGUUAAGUGCCUUAUGUUUGCUUUAAAUUGUUUAUGUGUAUUGAACUUAUUUAUGUGCCAUUUGUUUGAUCUCGAUGUCUUCCUAUAAAAUUGUAUUCAUGUAGACAUGCGCAGUCUUCCAUGUAUGUACAAUAAUGAUUGAUGACCAUAAUAAUAAAUGAUGUAUGU
Molecule: messenger RNA, 1565 nt
Organism: Spodoptera litura
Lineage: Eukaryota; Metazoa; Arthropoda; Insecta; Lepidoptera; Noctuidae
Biological process (GO): regulation of DNA-templated transcription
Molecular function (GO): protein dimerization activity; DNA binding
Source: RefSeq, a predicted model, not a curated record